Molecule: messenger RNA, 555 nt
Organism: Phytophthora infestans T30-4
Lineage: Eukaryota; Oomycota; Peronosporomycetes; Peronosporales; Peronosporaceae
Exons: 3
Coding region: 1-555 (184 amino acids)
Source: RefSeq, a predicted model, not a curated record
AUGGCCAGGACCAAGGAAUCCAGCAAGGAUGUCGUCGUCCGCCGUCUCCGCGCCCGCCUCGACAGCAAGGGCAAGCCGUCGGAGGAGGACAAUGCAGUCGACGCCCUCGCCCUCGCCCUUAUCGCGGAUGACGACUCCCUACCGGCCACGCUGACGGAGGUCGUGACGCUGUUGCCGCCGCCCGGCUCCUUCGAAGACGGACAGCCCCCGACUCAUGCUCUCUUUGCGCCGGAGCCCGACACGACCAUCAAGCGCCCAGCCCCGCGCAACAAGGCCCAGUCGAAGCGUCCGGCCAAGAAGCGACGCACCACCGCGAACUCCCUGAAGUAUUCCCUUGAGCUCCCCGACGACGUGCCGGCCGCGAUCCGUCACAAGGGCGACGAAGCCGACGACGCCACCGAGGACGCCGAAGACGACGAAGAAGGGGCCGAAGACCGCGAAGAGGCAGUCGGCGAUGAAGAGGAAGCGGAAGACGGCGAGAUCACGGAGAGCAAGGCCACCUCCAAGUCCAACAGUGACGCGUCCUCGGUUGACCGCAGCCACGGUUCGGCGUGA